AUGGUGAAGCGCUUGAUAGUGGAUGAGUAUAAUACUGUAGAUGUUGGUGGUCGUGGUGGUGUUGAACUUGGCAGAAAGCUUAUAUCAUCACUCGUCCUAUUAUUACCGACAUCGGGCCGACAUAUAACCGCAUAUUAUACACAGACAAUAAACUCAACUUCACUUCCAUCAGCCAAAGAUCCGAGUAACAAGAAAAAGGCAUUCAAAGACACAUGA
Morchella importuna is the source of this 216-nucleotide messenger RNA. RefSeq lists its product as uncharacterized. The coding region runs from base 1 to 216 and encodes 71 amino acids. The record is from RefSeq and is a predicted model, not a curated record. NCBI's taxonomy places the organism in Eukaryota, Fungi, Ascomycota, Pezizomycetes, Pezizales, Morchellaceae. The transcript has 2 exons.